Molecule: messenger RNA, 1719 nt
Organism: Fusarium coffeatum
Lineage: Eukaryota; Fungi; Ascomycota; Sordariomycetes; Hypocreales; Nectriaceae
Exons: 3
Coding region: 1-1719 (572 amino acids)
Biological process (GO): sphingolipid catabolic process; carboxylic acid metabolic process
Cellular component (GO): endoplasmic reticulum
Molecular function (GO): pyridoxal phosphate binding; sphinganine-1-phosphate aldolase activity
Source: RefSeq, a predicted model, not a curated record
AUGGCUUCUCCUCCACAUGUCGGGAGCCUCUCCCGUCUUCCUGCCAACUUGCGCGGUGGUAUUGAGUCUGUCAAGCGCAGCCGACAUAAUGUGUCUUGGCCUUUGCUAAACCUUGACCUAUUGCGCAAUGUACUCCUAUUCCUCUUCCUUUGGCGAUGGACUCGUCGCGCAUUCUGGCAGCUCAGAGGGCGUGGUAUUAUCGGCUCCAUCUUGGAGCUAUACACCAACAUUCGUCGCAUCCUAUACGGUUACUUCCUACGAGCCCCCGGCGUGCGAGGCAAGGUCCAACAACAGGUCAAUGAAUCUCUAGCCAAGAUAUCCGACAAGUUGGUUCCCAAAGAUCAGAUUCGUUACCUUACUCUACCAAAGGAGGGUUUCUCCCAUGAUCUCGUACGCGGCGAGCUCGAGAACCUCGCCAACAUGGAUCAUACUCGCUGGGAGGAUGGUUAUGUAUCUGGUGCUGUGUACCACGGCGAGGAUGAGCUAUUGGCUCUGCAGACGGAGGCUUUCGGAAAGUUUACUGUUGCCAACCCUAUCCACCCUGAUGUUUUCCCCGGUGUGCGCAAGAUGGAAGCCGAGGUCGUGAGCAUGGUUUUGAGCAUGUUCCAUGCUCCUCCUGGAGCUGCCGGUACAUCUACCAGUGGAGGAACUGACAGUAUUCUUAUGGCUUGUCUCGCAGCUCGCCAAAAGGCUUACGCUGAGCGUGGAGUGACGGAGCCCGAGAUGAUUCUUCCUGAGACAGGCCACACUGCUUUCCGCAAGGCUGCCGAGUACUUCAAGAUCAAGGUUCACCUCGUUGCCUGCCCAGCUCCCGAGUACCAGGUUGACGUCAACGCUGUCCGACGUCUGAUCAACCCCAACACGGUUCUCUUGGUUGGCUCUGCUCCUAACUUCCCCCACGGUAUUAUCGACGACAUCGCUGCUCUAUCGAAGCUUGCCCUCCGCAAGAACCUUUGGCUCCAUGUCGACUGCUGCUUGGGCUCCUUCCUGGUUCCUUUCCUCGAGCGUGCUGGUUUCGAAACUCAGCUUUUCGAUUUCCGACUGAAGGGUGUUUCCAGCAUUAGCUGUGACACUCACAAGUACGGUUUUGCGCCAAAGGGUAACUCGACUGUUCUCUACCGAACCGCCGAGUUGCGAAAGUUCCAGUACUUUGUGUCCCCUGAUUGGUCUGGUGGUGUCUACGCUUCUCCCGGUCUGGCUGGUUCUCGACCUGGUGCUCUUAUCGCUGGUUGCUGGGCUAGUUUGAUGACCAUGGGUGAGGCCGGCUACAUCGAUGCCUGUACCAAGAUCGUGGGAACCGCUAAGAAGAUUACCGAGUCUAUCCAGACUACCCCGGCAUUGGGUGGCGAGCUUGAGAUCAUCGGAAAGCCUCUUGUUUCGGUUGUUGCAUUCACGGCGCGCAACUUGAACGUCUACGAUAUUGCUGACGGCAUGGGUGCUAAGGGAUGGCAUCUCAACGCUCUUCAGAGUCCUCCUGCUAUCCACGUUGCGGUCACUCUACCCAUUACCAAGGUCUGGGAGAAGCUCGUCUCCGACCUGGAGACUGUUGUCGAGGAAGAGCGUGAGAAGGAGCGUGUUCGUCUUGUUGAGGGCAAGGGAGCACAUGGUAAGGCCAUGGGUGACGCCUCAGCACUGUACGGUGUUGCUGGCUCUUUGCCUAACAAGAGCGUUGUUGUUGAUCUUGCGAGUGGAUUCUUAGAUCUGUUGUACAAGGCGUAA